Caenorhabditis angaria is the source of this 958-nucleotide messenger RNA. The record is from the annotation of a GenBank genome assembly. Lineage: Eukaryota; Metazoa; Nematoda; Chromadorea; Rhabditida; Rhabditidae.
AUGAGUUACGAGGUUUCGGGUCCACCACUGGUGUCCCCAUGGAUGAUGUUAUCAAUGAGCGAAGCGAGAACUGAUUUGGAUGACGCGAAAAUUGUUAUUCCUGGACAUUCAGUUUCCGAUGCUCCACAGCAUUUUAUGAGAGGACAUGGAACAUAUAUUCGAGAAGGAGAGAUUGUCUCAACGGUAUCUGGAGCUGUGAAUCAAUUGAAUCGACUUCUGAUGGUAAAACCGAUCAAGCAAAGAUAUAGUGGGGAAGUUGGUGAUGUUGUGGUUGGAAGAGUUGUAGAAGUUCAAGCAAAACGAUGGAAAGUUGAUGUCAAUUCAAGGUUACAUAGCAAUUUACCAUUAGGAAGUGUGUUAUUACCAGGAGGUGAUUUUCGUCGAAAAGAUGUUGAAGAUGAGGAGAAAAUGAGCGAGUUUUUGAAAAAUGGUGAACUUAUUUGUGCGGAAGUUCAACAAGUUCAACACGAUGGAACUUUAAUGAUUCACACAAGAAAUAAUAAAUAUGGAAAACUUCGACAAGGAAUCUUAAUAAAGGUAGAUUUUUUUCAAGUUUUAGAUAGGUUAAGGUGAAUAAUUCUAGGUUCCUCCACAUCUUAUCAAAAAAUCAAAAGUUCAUUUUCACACACUUCCUUAUGGAAUGGCUAUAAUUAUUGGAUGCAAUGGAUGUGUUUGGGUAACACCAGCUCUACCGGAAACAUUUGAAGAAGAACAACAUGUACAGAUUAGUGAUUAUCAAAAAGUGUCGCAAGAAGUUCGUUUGGCAAUGGUUCGAGUUGCUGCUUGUGUUCGACUUCUCAAAGAUUAUUCAAUUUCAAUAUAUUUGAAUUCUCUAACAACUUGUUAUGAAAUGAGUCAACCUUAUGAAAUCAAAGAAUUGUAUGAGCAAGAGACUUCUUCGAGAUUAGCUUAUUUGAUUGCAGCCAAGCUUUUACACGAAAUUCAGGAAAAUCAAUAG